GUACAUGGUAGUGAAUAGUGGCUGUGCUCUUCAAGUUUUACCUUAAUCGGCUGAAUCGUUCAGGAAAAAUUUCAUUUUAAGUAAUUGGACGUUUUGUUCGGCGGUCUUCUAAAAUGUUGUCCUUAAACAAAAUUGCAAAAUGCCUGUUAUCAAAUUCAAGAACUUUGCAGACUUCAACUGUCGUCAGACAUGAUACAAUGUUCAAUCAUAGGGAUACUAAGGAAAAUAAUCUUGAUAUCAAAUUUGAAUUCACUGAUGAAAACAAAAAAAGAAUUGAUGCUAUAUUAGCGAUAUACCCAGAUGGUCACAAACGGGCUGCCAUGAUACCACUAUUAGAUUUAGCUCAAAGACAACAUGGCUGGUUACCCAUCUCUGCUAUGCAUAAAGUUGCUGAUAUUUUAGAUUUACCUAAAAUGAGAGUUUACGAGGUCGCUACUUUUUACACAAUGUUUAUGCGAAAACCAACUGGCAAGUAUCACGUUCAAGUAUGCACAACAACUCCAUGCUGGUUACGAGGCUCAGAUGAUGUUAUGUCGUGCCUUAAGAGGAAACUUAACAUUGGUGUAGGAGAAACUAGUAAGGAUGGCUUAUGGACUUUAUCUGAAGUAGAGUGUUUAGGCGCAUGUGUCAAUGCUCCAAUGAUGCAGGUCAACGAUGAUUACUAUGAAGAUUUGAAUGUUAAAGAUGUUGAAUCUAUCAUUGAUGAUCUAAAGAACGAUAAAAUUCCUACUCCAGGACCCAGAACAACUCGGUAUGCAUCAGAACCUCUUGAUGGCUUAACGUCAUUGAAAGAAGAACCGUAUGGUCCUGGAUUCCAAGUACGACCAGAUUUAUAAACCAAAACUUGAAUGUAGCAUUUAAAUUGUUUUUAAAAACCAUAUUACUACACUUGAUUGAACAUUAGUGCCCAUUGAUUAAAUGUUUUAAACUAAGAAAUAAAAUAAAAAUACCAUUA
This is a messenger RNA of Sipha flava (yellow sugarcane aphid), 955 nucleotides long. RefSeq names its product probable NADH dehydrogenase [ubiquinone] flavoprotein 2, mitochondrial (gene ND-24). Gene Ontology annotation, molecular function: NADH dehydrogenase activity. NCBI's taxonomy places the organism in Eukaryota, Metazoa, Arthropoda, Insecta, Hemiptera, Aphididae. Bases 114 to 836 code for a protein of 240 amino acids. Gene Ontology annotation, biological process: mitochondrial electron transport, NADH to ubiquinone. The transcript is spliced from 6 exons. The record is from RefSeq and is a predicted model, not a curated record.